AUGUUUAUAUAUCCAUCGAUUAUUACAAAAGGUACUGUUAUUUAUACAAUAUUUUACUUUACGACAAAAAUAAUAUAUUCGAAUGUCUAAUUCAAGGAAGCUUCAAAAAAAGUUUAGCAAUAGAAAAUAGAAUCUGUCUAAAAAGUUCGUCCUUCAAGUGCUUAGUAGCAAGAGAAGUUCAAACCUUCGUGGAAUGAUAAGGUUGAAUCUAAUCCAAAACAAUUUGAUAAUUUGAAGAAGAAUGAAAUAUUCAAAAUUGAAAAUAAAUUGCAAAAAGAAAAAUUGAAAGAGAAAAGGAGAAUAAAAAAGAUAAUUAGAAAAUCCACCUCCUGCUGCAGUUAAAUCAUAUACAACUAUAAAAGAUAUUGA
Molecule: messenger RNA, 369 nt
Organism: Paramecium tetraurelia
Lineage: Eukaryota; Ciliophora; Oligohymenophorea; Peniculida; Parameciidae
Exons: 1
Source: RefSeq, a predicted model, not a curated record